Talpa occidentalis (Iberian mole) is the source of this 3847-nucleotide messenger RNA. It is a transcript of the gene CHUK, whose product is annotated as component of inhibitor of nuclear factor kappa B kinase complex. The record is from RefSeq and is a predicted model, not a curated record. The transcript has 21 exons. Gene Ontology annotation, molecular function: IkappaB kinase activity; ATP binding. The coding region runs from base 93 to 2327 and encodes 744 amino acids. Gene Ontology annotation, cellular component: IkappaB kinase complex; cytoplasm. Gene Ontology annotation, biological process: positive regulation of transcription by RNA polymerase II; peptidyl-serine phosphorylation; tumor necrosis factor-mediated signaling pathway. NCBI's taxonomy places the organism in Eukaryota, Metazoa, Chordata, Mammalia, Eulipotyphla, Talpidae.
CGUCUCGCGAGAGGACGGUUGCGCGAGCCUCGGCGGCCCGGAACCGGCCUUGGAGCGGUGGCGGAACCUGCGGCCGCCUGCCCUCCCGCCCCAUGGAGCGGCCCCCGGGGCUGCGGCCGGGCGCGGGCGGGCCCUGGGAGAUGCGGGAGCGGCUGGGCACCGGCGGCUUCGGGAACGUCUGCCUGUACCAGCAUCGGGAACUUGAUGUCAAAAUAGCAAUUAAAUCAUGUCGCCUAGAGCUAAGUACCAAAAACAGAGAGCGGUGGUGCCAUGAAAUCCAGAUCAUGAAGAAGUUGAACCAUGCCAAUGUUGUAAAGGCCUGUGAUGUUCCUGAGGAGCUGAAUUUUUUAAUUAAUGAUGUGCCUCUUCUAGCAAUGGAAUACUGCUCUGGAGGAGAUCUCCGGAAGCUACUGAACAAACCAGAAAAUUGCUGUGGACUUAAAGAAAGCCAGAUACUUUCUUUACUAAGUGAUAUAGGGUCUGGCAUCCGAUAUUUGCAUGAAAACAAAAUUAUACAUCGUGAUCUGAAACCAGAAAACAUAGUUCUUCAGGAUGUUGGUGGAAAGAUUAUGCAUAAAAUAAUUGAUCUGGGAUAUGCAAAAGAUGUUGAUCAGGGAAGUCUGUGCACAUCUUUUGUGGGAACGUUACAGUAUCUGGCCCCAGAACUCUUUGAGAAUAAGCCUUACACAGCCACUGUUGAUUACUGGAGCUUUGGGACCAUGGUAUUUGAAUGUAUUGCUGGAUACAGGCCUUUUUUGCAUCAUCUGCAGCCAUUUACCUGGCAUGAGAAGAUUAAGAAGAAGGAUCCAAAGUGUAUAUUUGUAGGUGAAGAGAUGACAGGGGAAGUUCGGUUUAGUAGCCAUUUACCUCAACCAAAUAGUCUUUGUGGUUUAAUAAUAGAACCCAUGGAAAGCUGGCUACAAUUGAUGCUAAAUUGGGAUCCUCAGCAAAGAGGAGGACCUAUUGAUGUUACUUUGAAGCAGCCAAGAUGUUUUGUAUUAAUGGAUCACAUUCUGAAUUUGAAGAUAGUACACAUCUUAAAUAUGACUUCUGCAAAGAUAAUUUCCUUUCUGUUGCCACCGGAUGAAAGUCUUCAUUCACUACAAUCUCGCAUUGAGCGUGAAACGGGAAUAAAUACUGUUUCUCAAGAGCUUCUUUCAGAGAUGGGAAUUUCUCUGGAUCCUCGGAAACCAGCCUCUCAAUGUGUUCUAGAUGGAGUUAGAGGUUGUGAUAGCUAUAUGGUUUACUUGUUUGAUAAAAGUAAAACUGUAUAUGAAGGACCAUUUGCUUCCAGAAGUUUAUCUGACUGUGUAAAUUAUAUUGUACAGGACAGCAAGAUACAGCUUCCUAUUAUACAGCUACGUAAAGUAUGGGCCGAAGCAGUGCACUAUGUGUCUGGGCUAAAGGAAGACUACAGCAGGCUCUUUCAGGGACAAAGAGCAGCAAUGCUUAGUCUUCUUAGAUAUAAUGCUAACUUGACGAAAAUGAAGAACACUUUGAUUUCAGCAUCUCAGCAACUGAAAGCUAAAUUGGAAUUUUUUCAUAAAAGCAUUCAGCUUGACUUGGAAAGAUAUAGUGAGCAAAUGACUUAUGGCAUAUCCUCAGAAAAAAUGUUAAAAGCGUGGAAGGAGAUGGAAGAAAAGGCUAUCCACUAUGCUGAGGUGGGUAUCAUCGGUUACCUGGAGGAUCAGAUUAUGUCACUGCACACUGAAAUCAUGGAGCUACAGAAAAGCCCCUAUGGAAGACGUCAGGGAGACUUGAUGGAAACUCUGGAACAGCGUGCCAUUGAUCUGUAUAAGCAGUUAAAGCACAGACCUCCAGAUCACUCCUACAGUGACAGUACGGAUAUGGUGAAGAUCAUUGUGCAUACUGUGCAGAGUCAGGACCGGGUUCUCAAGGAGCUGUUUGGUCAUCUGAGCAAGUUGUUGGGCUGUAAGCAGAAGAUUAUUGAUCUCCUGCCCAAGGUGGAAAUCGCCCUUAGUAGCAUCAAAGAAGCUGACAACACUGUCAUGUUUAUGCAGGGAAAGAGGCAAAAAGAAAUAUGGCAUCUCCUUAAAAUUGCUUGUACACAGAGUUCUGCCCGAUCCCUUGUAGGAUCCAGUCUAGAAGGUGCAGUAACCCCUCAGUCAUCAGCAUGGCUACCCCCAACUUCAGCAGAACAUGAACCUUCUCUGUCAUGCGUGGUAACUCCUCAAGAUGGGGAGACUUCAGCACAAAUGAUAGAAGAAAAUUUGAACUGUCUUGGCCAUUUAAGCACUAUUAUUCAUGAAGCAAAUGAGGAACAGGACAGUAGCAUGAAUCUUGAUUGGAGUUGGUUGACAGAAUGACUAUCUGUUCACUGUCUCUCUGUGGAAGUUGUUAACAAGUGUCAAAAACUUGUUAUCACUCAUGAACCCAUUCUUCGGAUACUAGUCAUCGGAAGAAACGUCUAUGGUUAGAAACUACUUAUGAUUUUACUAACACAAUAUUUUUACUUUGGGUAAUUUCAACUUUGAACAGAUAGAACUUUGCAAGAAGUCAGUGAAUUUGUUUAAAUACUGCAGCUAUGUAGGGUAUCACUGCAAUUCAUUUGUCUUCAAACUUGGGAAAACAUUACUUAUUUAACUGAGUAAAAAGAAUCUUUUAAUGUUUAACUUUUGGGUAUAAAGCCACAAAUAUAUACAGAGAAGAAAACCUCAGCUAAUAAUUAUGUAUUCCUAGUAAAAGUUGUCUGCCUAUGUUUCAAUGGAAGAGACUGCUCACAAGUAAAAUAAUAUUUCUUGAAGAAAAAUCCCUACCUCCUUGUGUUGCACAGUGCUCUUCCUGGCAUCAUAAGGAGUUGGCUCAAUUACAUUUUUGCUUUUACUGCACAUUUGACAGUAUUCCUUUCCUACAUAAGAGAUUGCGCAUCUGUGUUUUUAAUACCAGGUGCCUUACAUGAGUGUGCUAUGUAUAUAUGUAUUUAAGAUGUACAUUUAAAUAAUAUCAUAGUGAUGAUGUCUGUUAAUUUAUAAUGUAUUUGAAAACUCACCUGUUUUUUCAGUUGUAAAAAUGGCUCAUUUGUUUAAGAAAUCUUUCAUUUCUUGUCAUACAAAUUUAUAAAGGUCUGUACUCCCUUAUCUAUAAUUCCAAAAUUCAAAAAGCUAUAUACAGGUUUUUUGUAAGCUUGGCAACAAAGCUCAUUUGUUUGCAAGCCUAAUUUGAACUGACAUUGACUACUUCUCCCAUCAGUGUGAAUAUUCAUUUAUUUUUCUGAAGAACUAAUAAUGUGUUUCAUAAUGAGGGGGCAGGGUGCUGUCAUAGACCCUGCUUGGUGGGGUGGGGGGGGGGGUUAUAUAGUAUGCUUUGUGCAUCAAAUUACCUUUGUGAAACCUGAAAAUUUCAUAAUUCCGAAGCAUCUGACCCUAAGGGUUUCAGAUAAAGAAUUGUGGAUCUCUGUCUUCAGUUAAGUAAGUUAAAGGGUAUUGUUUGUUUUUAAAAAAUGUGAAAUGCUUUUGUAUUGUAGACAGUUUUUCACUUUGCAUAUUAAAUGAUUUUUAAAUUACUUUUUGAAUCUUUAUUCUUUAAAAUUAGAAUCUAACAUAAAUAUGUAGGGAAAGGAGGCCUCCCUGGUGGCACAGGGGUAAAGUCUCAGUACUGCGAAGCUGUCCACAGCCACUGUGGCACGAGUUCGAUCCCUGGCCAGGGAGCUACCCACAUGGCACAGCAGGCCUCUCCUGUCUCGCCCGCUGCUCCCCUCAGCAGUGUAUUUCAGUCAACCUACCUGUUCUGCUCCCCAUUCUGUCUCUGGUGAAUCCUCUCACCCCCCACAUCUCUGGCCUGUACCCCAGCUCCUGUAUACAUAAAUAAAUAAAAAUAAAUCUUAAAA